Messenger RNA from Suncus etruscus (white-toothed pygmy shrew), 1763 nucleotides. It is a transcript of the gene TMEM183A, whose product is annotated as transmembrane protein 183A. The transcript has 8 exons. Gene Ontology annotation, cellular component: SCF ubiquitin ligase complex. Gene Ontology annotation, molecular function: protein binding. Gene Ontology annotation, biological process: regulation of protein stability. The record is from RefSeq and is a predicted model, not a curated record. Lineage: Eukaryota; Metazoa; Chordata; Mammalia; Eulipotyphla; Soricidae. The coding region runs from base 63 to 1193 and encodes 376 amino acids.
AUGGCCGCCGAGCCGGGCGGAGCUGGCCAGCCGCUCCCCGGGCCGGAGCUCCGGCCCCAGCAAUGGGCCGGAGUGCCGGCCCGUUAGGCUGGCCUCGCUCCGACACGGUCGCCAUGCCCAAGCGAGGGAAGCGGCUGAAGUUCCGGGCCCACGAUGCCUGCUCUGGGCGAGUGACCGUGGCGGAUUAUGCCAACUCGGAUCCCGCCGUCGUGAGGUCUGGACGGAUCAAGAAAGCGGUGGCCAACGCGGUUCAGCAGGAAGUAAAAUCUCUUUGUGGCUUGGAAGCCUCCCAGCUUCCUGCUGUGGAAGCUCUUUCUGGGGCCGGUGAGCCCUGUGACAUCAUUGACAGCAGUGAUGAGAUGGAUGGCCAGGAGGAGAGUCUCCGAGAGAGGACUGUCUGCAGAAAAAAGAAAAGCAAGAGACACAAAGAAGACGUGGAUGGGGCUGGAGGAGAAGAGUAUCCUAUGGAUAUUUGGCUAUUGCUGGCCUCCUACAUCCGUCCUGAGGACAUUGUGAAUUUUUCCCUGAUUUGUAAGAAUGCCUGGACUGUCACUUGCACUGCUGCCUUUUGGACUAGGUUGUACCGAAGGCACUACACGCUGGACGCCUCUCUGCCUUUGCGCCUGCGACCAGAGUCAAUGGAGAAACUGCGCUGUCUCCGGGCCUGUGUGAUCCGAUCUCUGUACCACAUGUAUGAGCCAUUUGCUUCUCGGAUCUCCAAGAAUCCAGCCAUUCCGGAAAGUACUCCCAGCACAUUAAAGAAUUCCAAAUGCUUACUUUUCUGGUGCAGAAAGGUUGUUGGGAGCAGACAGGAACCAAUGUGGGAAUUCAACUUCAAGUUCAAAAAACAGUCCCCUAGAUUAAAGAACAAAUGUGUGGUAGGGUUGCAGCCUCCUAUUCAAUAUGAAGAUGUUCACACCAAUCCAGAUCAAGACUGCUGCCUCCUGCAGGUCACCACCCUCAAUUUCAUCUUUAUUCCAAUUGUCAUGGGAAUGAUAUUUACUCUGUUUACUAUCAAUGUGAGCACGGACAUGCGGCAUCAUCGAGUGAGAUUGGUGUUCCAAGAUUCUCCUGUUCACGGAGGCCGGAAGCUGCGCAGUGAACAGGGCGUGCAAGUCAUCCUGGACCCCGUGCACAGCGUUCGGCUCUUUGACUGGUGGCACCCCCAGUACCCGUUCUCCCUGAGAGCAUAGUCACUGCUUCCCACCCCAGAGGCAGCCCUGAGCCAGAACACUCUAUUAGGAAUCCGGUUGCAGUUUGGAAGGGGCAGCUGGAUUAUAUGUCUGUUUAGUGAUGCAACUGCUCUUCCAAUUUCUAGGGGAGAAAAGCUGGAAUUAAAAGGAAAACAGUGAUUAUUUACAAACAUAUUUUAAUGUAAAAUUUGCAUUUGAAAAAAAAACUGGCCUAUUUUCUGUGUGAAGUCCCUUUUGGUGCUACUGAGUUUGUUCUUUAUUCUUUUAUCCCAGUGAAAAUGGAUGUUCUUGCUCUAGGGAAAAAUUAUACUCCUGAAUUUCCAAAAAAAGAAGUUUCAGCAUUGUCCUAAGAUCAGAAGUUCUUUAGAGGCCUCAAAUUAUUGCUACUUAAUUAUUGCUGUUGCUUCAAUUCAGCUGGUCCUUAAAUUCAAAUGACUAUUUUCUUCCUUUACCUUCCUUCAGAAAUAAAGCAGGCGACAGGGUUUUCAGAUCUUAUAAGAUUGACUUGUGUAACUUUCUUUUAGAGUAAUCUUUGGAUAUUUAUUGCAUAAAUACUGCUUUGCCAAUUGA